Messenger RNA from Rosa rugosa (rugosa rose), 3063 nucleotides. Its product is annotated as protein SMAX1-LIKE 3. The transcript is spliced from 3 exons. Lineage: Eukaryota; Viridiplantae; Streptophyta; Magnoliopsida; Rosales; Rosaceae. The record is from RefSeq and is a predicted model, not a curated record. Bases 283 to 2844 code for a protein of 853 amino acids.
UCUCUCUCUCUCUCUCUCUCUCACAUCAUGAUCACUAAUCAUCUAGAGUACUAGAUAACAAACAACUCUCACACAACUUCACUGCAUAUAUAGUUGAUCUACCUACAUAUAGGCGAGUUCAAACCUCAAACCUAACAACUUCCAUCAUUAGCUAACUUCUCUCUCAAAACCCAUAUCUUGCUUCUGUCUCUCUCUCAAUCUUAAGCUCAAAACCCAUGAACCCAUCUCUAAUUUGACCUUCUCUAAGAUUCUAUUUACAAGGCAAGCAAUUGAUCGAUCAAGAUGAGAGCAGGAGGUUGCACGCUCCAACAGGGUCUAACCACAGAGGCUGCGAACAUAGUAAAGCUAGCACUAACCCUAGCAAGGCACCGAGGCCAUGCCCAAGUCACUCCUCUCCAUGUUGCAAACACCAUGCUCUCUUCUUCAACCGGCCUAUUGCGAACUGCUUGUCUUCAAUCACACUCUCACCCACUUCAAUGCAAAGCACUUGAGCUUUGCUUCAAUGUUGCCCUCAACCGCCUCCCGGCCUCCAAUUCCAGCCCCAUGUUGGGUGGCGGUCACCACCCACAAAACCCUUCCAUCUCCAACGCCUUGGUCGCUGCUUUCAAGCGCGCGCAGGCUCACCAACGCCGCGGUUCCAUUGAGAACCAGCAGCAGCCCCUUCUAGCAGUGAAGAUAGAGCUGGAGCAACUCAUAAUUUCAAUCUUAGAUGAUCCAAGUGUAAGUAGAGUCAUGAGAGAAGCUGGGUUUUCUAGUACCCAGGUCAAAAGCAAUGUAGAACAAGCUGUCUCCAUAGAAAUAUGUAACUCCCAAACUACUACUACUCCUUGUGUAAGUAGUAGUAAGUCCAAGGAGAGUAAUCUCCAAUUGAUUCCUUUGUCAGUGGUACCUAAUCUAGAUCCAGUUAGGAAUGAGGAUGUGACAAUUGUUAUAGAGAAUUUGGUGAAGAAAAGAAGGAAGAGUAUUGUGAUUGUGGGUGAGUGUCUUGCUAGUGUUGAGGGCGUGGUGAGGGGAGUGAUGGAGAAGGUUGAUAAGGGAGAUCAACAUGUUGUCGUUGAUGAGGGUUUCAGUUUGAGAGAGGUGAAAUUUGUAACACUUUCUCUCUCCUCUUUUGGACAUAUUUCUAGAGUAGAGGUUGAACAUAAACUUGGAGAACUCAAGAGCCUAGUGAGGAGCAGUGUGGGGAAAGGAAUAAUUUUGUAUCUGGGAGAUCUCAAGUGGAUUACUGAGUAUAGGACUAGUAGUAGUUCAAGUCAUGAUCAGCAGGGAAUUAGGGGGUAUUAUUGUCCUGUGGAGCACAUGAUCAUGGAGCUUGGGAACCUGGUUUGUGGGAUUAAUGGUGAGACUAAUGGUGGGAGGGUUUGGCUUGUGGGGGUUGCUACUUUUCAAACUUACAUGAGAUGCAAAUCUGGCCAUCCAUCACUUGAGACUGUUUGGGGUAUUCAUCCUCUAACAAUUCCCUUAACCAGCCUGCGCUUGAGUCUUGUCACAGCUGAAAGUGAGCUACACAGUGAGUCUACAAGCAAGAUAGCUGAAACUGGAACUAGCAGGCUAGUAGUACUCGAAGGUGGAGAUCAGAAGAAGCUCACUUGCUGUGACGAAUGCUCAAACAAGUUCGAAGAAGAAGCUCAAAGCUUACGAAGCAGUAGCAUUUGUAACAGUGAAUCCACCACUUCAAGCCUUCCUGCAUGGCUCCAACAGUACAAGAAUGAGAACAAAGGACUAAACACAACUACUAAUAAUCAUCAGAACUCUGUCUCAGUUUCAGACCUUUGCAAAAAGUGGAACUCCAUUUGCAAAGCAAUGCACCACCAACAGCAUUCCAAUAAUUCUUCUGAGCUCAAGACUCUUACAAUAUUCUCUUCUCUCUCACCCUCUUCCUCCACUUCCGGUUUUUCAUAUGAGCAACAACAAUACCCUACUUUGCACCACCAUCAUUCUUGGAGGGACCAACAUUUCUGGAUAUCCGAAGCUCGUGACAAGGCUGUCGAACCCAAUUUGACAAUGUACUCAUCAAAUCCAAAUUCCACUCCUAAUUCGGCUUCAUCCAGUGAUGUCAUGGAAACAGACUAUGUUCCGAGGUUCAAGGAGAUCAAUGGCGAGAACCUGAAAACCCUAUGCAAUGCAUUGGAGACAAAAGUGCCGUGGCAGAAGGAUGUAAUUCCUGACAUAGCCUCCACAAUCUUGAAAUGCAGGUCCGGAAUGGUCAGAAGAAAAGGGAGUAAGGUGGGCACUAAUUUCAGUCCCGAGGUAAAAGAGGAAACAUGGUUGUUCUUUCAAGGUCUUGAUAUGGAAGCUAAGGAAAAAGUUGCAAGGGAAAUAGCUCGUCUUGUUUUCGGGUCUCAAACCAACCUCAUUUCCAUUGCACUAAGCAGUUUCUCGUCGACUCGGGCAGACUCAACCGAGGAUUGCAGAAGCAAAAGACCACGAGACGAACAAAGUUGCAGUUAUGUGGAGAGAUUCGCUGAGGCGGUGGCGUUUAAUCCACAUAGGGUGUUUUUAGUUGAAGAUGUAGAGCAAGCGGACUAUUGCUCUCAAAUGGGGUUUAAGAGAGCGAUCGAAAGAGGGAGAAUAACAAAUUCGAGUGGAGAAGAAGUUGGCCUUGGAGAUGCCAUCAUUAUUUUGAGCUGCGAAAGCUUUAGUUCGAGAUCAAGAGCUUGCUCUCCCCCUAUAAAGCAAAAAUCAUCAGAAGACGAAGAUCAUAAGGAUUCAAGUCCUCGUGCGUCUUUGGAUUUGAACAUUUCGUUUGAUAAUGACGAUGUUGAUGGUGAUCAGUCAAUUGAUGACAUUGGUCUUCUUGAAUCGGUUGAUAGAAGGAUCAUUUUCAAAAUUCAAGAACUGUAAACAUCGGGAACAAUAUGUCAUCAGGUGGCUCUUUUUUUUUUUUUUUUUUUCCUUUGUUCAACUUUUGGGAUCCCUUUUUAGGUUCUUGCGAAACUUUCUUUGUUUAGUCUGUUUUUAGAUUUUUAACUUAGCUAGGCGUAUCCUAGGGCUGGAGAGUUAAAGAUUUUCCUCUUUAUGUAAAACGACUAUAUAUAUAUGUAAAUUAUGGUCUAUGAUUUC